AUCGAUCUAGAGUAUCCAGUCGGCAGUGGAUAGGUAGAUGUGUCGAUGGAGGAGCAAAGGAAGGUAGAGGAUUGGCGGAGAUGCAGCAUAGGAUUCCACGCAUAGUCAAGGAGUCUCUGGUUGGUUGGUAAGUGGGACUAGUCGGGACUCAUAGGCAGCAUGUCUCUUCUACGAGGCUCACAGUCCCAUUCGAAACUCUGAAACGCGUCUAAGCGUGGCGUUCGCUUCCUCGGCGUUCAGUUCCGUCGCUCGUAUAUAAUACAAUACACCUAUUUUUUUUAACACUCUCGAUGGAACCAAACUCUCUGGAUGAAAUGCGGAAAUAUUUGAACGAUAACCAAUAACGCAGUUUGAAUCGCUCGAAACUCGAAACGAGUGUCGAGCGUUCGAUAUAUACACACAUAUAUAUAUAUAUAUAUACAUUAUCGUGAAAUUUUCUAACCUUCGAAAUAUCACCGCGACGAAUAGUUUCGAUCGAAGGAGAUCCAUUUCUCGCUCGGUUAUCGAUUUUUUUCUCUCGCUCGUAAGAAAGGUGGUCCAACUUUACAGUACGACAACCGCAGCCCGGGAAAACUGCUAUUAUAACAGGCAACACCGCGAAGAAUCGAAACUAGCCAGAGGAAGAGGACUAGAUCGUGGUUGUGCCCGGGGGUCGGGGUCGAGGUCCAGAUCGAGAUCAAGAUCAAGAUCGAAAUCGAGGUCGCGGUUUGGAUGGUCGAGGAUACGGGAGAAAAGUUGAAGAAAGAAAAUCUCGAAUCUUCGCAACGACAUGAAUUCCACUAUUCGAGCGGCCAUAUGGUUAGUUCCGUUGGCGGUUGGAUGCAUGGCUCUGCCGCCGCAAUUACAGGCCGAUCUGAUGAGUAGCGGGAAGAUGAAAUACCGGCGUGCGAAGGCGCCAUCGUAUCUCAGCGAAGAGGAGUCGAGCAGUUCGGUAAUUGCGCCGAGCGGCGGCAUAGACGAGAACAGCAUCGGCCCCACUACCACAAUCAGCAACGUUGCAAAAAUCGGCAACGGCGGUGGUAGCAAGAAUAAUGGCGUGGAUGCCAUUAUGUCAAACCCGCUUCCUCCUCGCGCAAUCGUCACGAUCAAGGCAGGCGACUCGAUCACGACGCUCUUGUCCUCCUCCUCCUCCUCCUCCUCUUCUUCGACGUCGUCGUUGACAGCGACCUCGACGAUGCCGUCGUCGACCGUCGAGCUCGGGGGCUCGUCGACGUUGUCGCUCGCGGAGGCGAAAACGGAAUUGGGCGCGCCAUUGGCGAGCAACCGCGGCGCAGCGAGCACGACAACGAGAACUACGAUAAAGAUGUCGACUACGAGCGGUUCCAAUCUAACUACAUUACCUACCGAGGCCUCGUCCAGAACAAUCGCCUCGAGCCGAGACGCGAGCACUUUUUUACCAUCGAAGAAACCAUCGACGACCAGCUUCAACGAAAUUACCACCACACCCGCCUCGACCUCGUCGAAAGAGAUGCGAGAAUCGACGGGCAAGAUACGCCCCCAGAUCAAAUUGACGAUGAAUUACACGAAUCUCGGCGAGACUGGGGUACGAUUACCGGAGGGUGCGAGCGCAGCUCUUGCAAAACCAACCAAGUAUCACUACUAUCCACACAAUCAGCAUAUCUACUUGUUACCAGAGUGCGCGGUACAGCAGGUUUGCAAUGCCGUUUACGUUAGGCUGAACUUUACUCAGCCUCUGUGCGCUUGCCCAGGAAGAUACCGCGACCCUUGCAGCGCCUCACUCGACAGCGACGAUCUCCACACUACCGAGCUGGUCACCGACCCACGAACCAAGGCCCUAACAUUGGUGAAAACAUGUGAACCAGUGGCGGAAAUGCGCGAAUGCAGAAUACCAAGAGACUGGUCUCUCCUCGCGCUACAAAAUGUACGAACAGGGAAAUCUCAUUAUCUCGUGAUAUGUCGUUGUCCCGACGCCAACAUAUUGGAAGGUCCUAUGAGUCACGAUCAACCAACAUACGCGAGUGUACCGGGAAUUCGUGUUUAUGGGAUGAUGUGCGUGCAAGGAAAUCGAAAGGGACGACCAUUAAGAUAUAAACGCAGCGUUUCAGAUCAUUUCCAUCGAGAAACUGACGAGGACAACGACAGAGAAGAGACGAAGAGCGAACGAUUGAAAUUUCCAUGGUACAAAGUACGGCAACUAAUGGACUCAGUUAUUUGGGAUUAGAUUUAUUAGCUAAACUUCCGAAAAAAAAAAAAAAAAAAAGAUAAAUAAUUACAUUAUGCUUAGCGUCAUUUCACAUUUUUAUUUAUUAAGCAUCUCUCCCUUCGCUUCGCUUUGCUUCGUUUAUUUAUCGAUCCAUCUAUUUUUAAAUGUUUAUUUAUAUAUAUAUAUAUCACGUUAUAUGUUAUAUUGUAUCAAUUGUACGUCAAUACAUAUCCUGAACAUAUUGAAGAUAUAAUGCGACAAGAGUGUCAAAGCUAUUUCUUUGAUAGAUAUUCUUGUAUUUUGUAAUUCGGAUUACACGACGUGAUCGUAUAUAACGAUCGAAUGUGCAACGAACGUUGAAUGUAUAAUCGCUAUUACACCAUGCUACUAUACCCUGAAUUCGUUUGAACAAUGACUACGUUCCUUUGAGGUGAUCAAUCGGUAUAGAAACUUCUUGGCACCGUUCCGAAUGUGCCCACUUUAUCAACCGAAGAUAAAUAUGAAAUAUCGUAAUACCUUUUUUUCCUCAUUGUCUACUCUAAAUCGUUUUAUUAAAUGUCGAUAACAUUUUAAAAAUAGUUUUAAAAUCUACGAUUCUUA
Messenger RNA from Apis mellifera (honey bee), 2764 nucleotides. RefSeq lists its product as uncharacterized. Bases 770 to 2182 code for a protein of 470 amino acids. The record is from RefSeq and is a predicted model, not a curated record. The transcript is spliced from 6 exons. NCBI's taxonomy places the organism in Eukaryota, Metazoa, Arthropoda, Insecta, Hymenoptera, Apidae.